Lactuca virosa is the source of this 1542-nucleotide messenger RNA. The record is from the annotation of a GenBank genome assembly. Lineage: Eukaryota; Viridiplantae; Streptophyta; Magnoliopsida; Asterales; Asteraceae.
AUGCCAUGCAAGCUGCAACUUGGCUCCUUUUUUCCUGACAUCACCACCUUAUGUGUCAACUCCUCACCCUCCCUCCACCUCUUUAAAUUCUACCACUGCCCUCAUCGCCACCAUCACUCCACACCAAGCACAAUGGCUAAACUCUUUCUUUCUUUAAGCCUCCUUCUACUCGUCCAUGGCUGCCUAGCUUUCCAACAGAAAAACGAGUGCCAGAUUCAAAGAAUCAAUGCUGUCGAGCCCAGACAGCGUGUCGAAUCAGAAGCCGGUUUCACCGAGUUCUUUGAUACAAAUGACCAGCAAUUCCAGUGCGCCGGCGUGGAGGUCAUCCGCCACCAGAUAGAACCGCAAGGCCUGCUCUUGCCUUCGUACGUAAACGCCCCUAUCCUCUUCUACGUUGAACAAGGGGAGGGUUUUCAGGGAAUGACGUUGCCUGGUUGCCCGGAGACAUAUGAAGUAUCUCAACAACAAUUUCAAGGACGUAAAGGUGGCCAGUCUUUCCAAGAUCGCCACCAGAAGAUCCAGGAAUUCCACCAAGGAGAUGUCGUUGCCAUCCCUGCCGGAGCUGCACACUGGAUCUACAACAAUGGACAAGACGAUCUUGUUCUUAUUGUUUUGCUUGACAGCACCAACUUCGCCAACCAACUCGACCAAAACCAUAGAAGAUUCUUCCUCGCCGGAAACCCACAACAAGAACAAAAACAGCAACAAGGACGACAACAAAGCCCAUGGGGUACACGUCAACAAGGCCAAUCACUAGAAGCCGGUUCCAACAACAUUUUCCAAGGAUUCGACGUGGAUGUUCUUGCCGAGGCAUUCAAUGUGGAUAGAGAGACAGCUGAGAUGCUCCGAUGUGAAGAUGACCGGAGAGGUCACAUUGUGAGGGUUGAAAGAGGCCUUAAGGUUGUCAGCCCUUCGAUGAGCCGUGAAGAGCAAUGGCAAGGUCAACAAGGCGGACGUGGACGUGGUCAAGACAACGGUUUCGAAGAGACCAUUUGCUCGAUGAAGGUCAGAGCAAACAUAGACGACUAUACCCAAGCUGAUGUCUACAACCCACAAGCUGGCCACUGCAACCAUCUCAACAGCUUCAAGUUACCCAUUCUCCGGCUUCUUCAACUUAGCGCCGAGCGGGGUGUUCUUUACAGUAAUGCUAUAAUGGGACCAUACUGGACAAUGAAUGCCCACAACAUAAUCUACGUGACAAACGGGAACAUGAGGAUGCAGAUAGUAAACGAUGAAGGGCAAGCCGUGUUCGACGACCAGAUCCAGGAACGACAGCUGGUGGUGGUACCACAGAAUUUCGCAGUGGUGAAACAAGCCAACGAACAAGGAUGUAGGUGGAUCUCCUUCAGGACCAACGACAAUGCGAUGAUCAACACCUUGGCCGGACAAACCUCCGCCAUAAGGGCGUUGCCAGUGGAUGUCCUAACAAAUGCGUACCAGAUUCCAAGGGAAGAGGCUGAGAAACUCAAGUACAGCAGGGAGGAAACUGUUAUGUUCAGCCCUGGUUCGAUCUCCUCCCGCGGAAGAGCGCCCAGGGCUUGA